Phycomyces blakesleeanus NRRL 1555(-) is the source of this 2423-nucleotide messenger RNA. RefSeq lists its product as hypothetical. The record is from RefSeq and is a predicted model, not a curated record. Gene Ontology annotation, molecular function: zinc ion binding; SNARE binding. NCBI's taxonomy places the organism in Eukaryota, Fungi, Mucoromycota, Mucoromycetes, Mucorales, Phycomycetaceae. The transcript has 12 exons. The coding region runs from base 112 to 2373 and encodes 753 amino acids. Gene Ontology annotation, biological process: COPII-coated vesicle cargo loading; intracellular protein transport; endoplasmic reticulum to Golgi vesicle-mediated transport. Gene Ontology annotation, cellular component: endoplasmic reticulum exit site; COPII vesicle coat.
ACUCCAAGACCGAAAAUUGAUCCAGAUCAGAUCCCUUCUCCUGUCCAAGUACAAGCUCAAAACCAAAAUAUAUAUCGCGACCAAGAGUAUGGUACUUGCUCCAAAGAUGUUAUGCCCUUAAGCACAACAAACUUCCGGGCAAUUGAUCAAGGAAACUGCAAUCCACGGUUUAUGAGAAGUACCUUACGCGAAAUACCAGUGUCUUACGAUUUGUGGAACGAUUCCGGAUUGCCCUUGGGCCUUAUAGUCCAGCCAUUGGCUGAUUUACACCAAGCGGACGUACAAGUUCCGCUGGCUUCAACUAGUGCAGAGGGUCCAGUUCGAUGCCAGAGAUGUAAAGGCUACAUUAACCCAUGGUGUCGAUUUGUGGAUGGCGGUCGUAAAUUUAUGUGUAAUUUAUGUGGAUUUGAUAAUGAAGUUCCUAGUGAUUAUUUCUGCCACUUGGAUAUGACAGGUUGGCGAACCGAUAUUGAAUUUCGACCCGAAUUACAACUGGGAUCCGUCGAGUUUGAUGUUCCGGAAGAGUACUGGACACGCAAACCAGCGCCCGUUUCUUUAGUUUUUGCAAUUGAUGUUUCCUGGAGUGCAGUUAAGAGUGGAAUGGUGGAAAGUGUGUGCUCUGCAAUCCAGGGCAUCCUGUAUGAAGGAUCCGGACUGGACAAGGAGACAAAGGUUGCUAUCUUGACAUUUGAUAGUUCUGUGUGCUUCUACAAUAUCAAGGCAAGUAGGGCUGAACUAGAACAGGCACAGAUGAUGGUGGUGUCGGAUGUCAAUGAUAUAUUCUUGCCCUUGUCAGAAGGGUUUCUUGUUGAUCCAGUGGCAUCCAAGAGAGUUAUCGAGGAUCUCCUGCGACUCCUGCCUAGCAUACACACCAACAACAGAGCCACUGUUGCAACUAUGGGAUCUGCUGUCCAGGGCUCCCUUUUAGCUUUGAAAGAAACUGGUGGAAAGGUCCAUAUAUUUCAAAGCUUGCUACCCACUCUUGGCCCAGGGGCACUAAAGGGUCGUGAAGACCAGAAGCUGUAUGGCACCGAUAAAGAAAAACAGUUAUUUUUACCCCAGAACCCUUUUUACACCACAAUUGGAAAAGAAUGUGUUCAGAGUGGUGUGUGCGUUGAUCUUUGGUUAUUCCCUCAGAAUACGAUUAUGGAUCUCAGUACUUUGGGCGUUUUACCUGCUCUGACGGGUGGUGAUACUCAUUUUUAUCCAAACUUUGAUUCCUCGCAACAUGGUGCCUUGGUCCAUUCACUGGAGCGUAGCUUAAAGCGUGAACAGGGAUACAAUGCAGCUUUGCGUGUUCGGUGCUCCAAUGGCAUUUCUAUUGAGGAUCAGUAUGGAAACUUUGAUAUGCAAAAUGCAACGGACAUUGAACUGGCAGGCAUUGAUGCCGAUAGUUCUAUUGGAUUCUCUUUGAAGUACGAUGCUAGACUAAAAGAUACCGAAGAACUGUACUUCCAAUGUGCUCUUCUUUACACCACUACCAGUGGACUGAGGCGUGUACGAGUUCACACUCUGUGUUUGCCAGUUACCGGCUCAAUGCAUAGUAUAUUCAAGCACGCAGAUGUUGAAGUGUCUUUGAGUUUGAUAUCAAAGAAAAUUAUUUCUCAAGCAACAAAGCGAUCGUUGAAUGAGAUCAACUUAGAUCUCGAUGUUCAAUGUGUUAAGAUAUUGACGGCUUAUCGCAAAUAUUGUGCUGCAUCAUCAUCUCCUGGACAGCUGGUACUUCCGGACUCGUUUAAAGUACUUCCUAUAUAUACCCUUUGUCUAAAGAAGAGUGCCUUGUUACGCAGGGAUCCCAAUGUAACGAGUGAUGUACGAGUAUAUACCAUGCGGGCUAUCAAGUCAGCAUCAAUCGCAGAGACUAUCAAAUGGAUCUACCCCAGAAUGAUUAAAGUACAUGAGAUGUUAGUACAGGAUAAUGUAAAUGUGACUCCUAUGGAGAGACUGUCAUACAGCCGUCUAUCAAGUUCCGGCAUUUAUUUGAUCGAGAGUCAUAUUUACACUUUCUUAUGGAUUGGGCAACAUGCUACACCUGAACUCCUUCAAAAUGUCUUUGGUGUCACUCAAUCGGAUCAUAUUGAUUCUUGCAUGACUCAAAUUCCCGCUCUAGACAAUACACUUUCCCGCCAACUUUGCGAAUGUCUGGAUAAUGACUAUUCAACUUCGCCAGAAAAGGCUCGCCUUUAUAUAAUUAGACAGGGUUUGGAUUCUGAACAGGAAUUUGUAAAGACUAUGGUAGAAGAUGAAACGUAUGGCCAAAUGAGUUAUGUAGAUUAUCUCUGUUUAAUCCACAGACAAGUCCUAAGUGAGCUUGAGAAAGAUAAACAGGAAGCGAUCGUAUCCUCUGCUUCUUACUGGGCCUAUCGUUACUAAUAUAUAUAUAUAUAUAUAUAUAUAAAGAGUCUCCCGGGUUUGGAAAGUAG